This is a messenger RNA of Oncorhynchus kisutch (coho salmon), 2552 nucleotides long. RefSeq names its product linkage group 5 C1orf74 homolog (gene lg5h1orf74). The coding region runs from base 127 to 933 and encodes 268 amino acids. Lineage: Eukaryota; Metazoa; Chordata; Actinopteri; Salmoniformes; Salmonidae. The transcript is spliced from 2 exons. The record is from RefSeq and is a predicted model, not a curated record.
GGUAAGCCAUGACUGGCCUUACACUCCAGUACAGUAGGUGGCGGGUUAUGCACCUUAAAAGUUGGAUGCGAUCCGCCAACCCAAUCCCGAAGCAGAAGAAUAGUGCAACGACCAGAAGAGCAGUCCAUGGCUUCUUCAGACGUCUUUGUUGCUGCUGCUCGCAAAUGUCUACGAGUUGGAAAGAAACGCUUCUCUGCCACUGUGAGUCUGAACCUGGCUACUCAGGUCCUGGCUGUGGACUUGGGCCUGAAGCCCGCUCUGCUAUAUGACAGUAAUACAGCAUCUGCAGAGCAGGUCCAACAGUAUUUAAACUCUCUGCAGGCUGCACAACUUGUGUCUAAAUCUCUCCAGACAGUGGUCAUCAGUGAGAAUUCCUUGAUUGUGAACCCAUCCCUAACUAUAGCAAACUUGGAGGCACUUCUCUUGAGGAGGACUGUGACUGUGGUGGAUGUAUGUCACUCAUUGGAGCAGCCUGCCAUCACUGAGCUACAGUGGGGAGCUAUCAGGGACAUGAUUCAUGCUUUACUUGCUCAUAUUAGACAGUUUGGGCAACAUUCUGCGAUGAGAAAUGUCCCUCACCGAAUUGAAAAGAGACAUUGUGAGGCAUGGAAUCUGUGUACUCUAUUUGGGAUUCUAUUGGGCUACCCCUCCACAUACUGGUUUGACCAGAGCAGGAGCUUUGAGAACUGCCUAGCUAUGUCUCCGCUGGUGGUGACCAAGGCUGUGGCAUCCUGGCAGGGUGGUGGUUCUGGAGUUGAGGGUCACAGGUGUUGCCUGUAUUCCUUCAGCACCCCAGAGAUGUUGCAGGCAGAGAUUCUGUCAGUGAUGGCUAGCUGGACUACACAGCUUCAGGAACGAUUUCAGCAGCAGACGAUCUUCUCUGACCUCUGUGUAACAAGAUCAACUGUCACCUUACCUUCUGUGGCUCUAUGAUUAUAAUGGCACUUUGUGGAUGGAUAUUGUAUGAAAAAUGUGACGGUAUUUGUAUUUUGGAUGUUGUCUGUAAAACAAUUGAUAAGCAAACAUUGAAGCAGUUGUUCACGUUUCCAAACUGAUUUACAUAAUCAAUUUGGAAACACAAUUUAUUUAAAAUAUAAAUGCAUUUGUGAGGGAAGUUUACACCAAUGACUACUACAUCAAGCUUGUGGCUACAAACUUGUUGGAUGCGUUGCAUUUUGUUUUGGUUGUGUUUCAGAUUGUUUUGCCCAAUAGGAACUGAAUGGUGAAUAAUUAAUAUUGUUUCAUUUUGGGGUCACUUUUUAUAAAUAAGAAUAUAUGUUUCAGAACACUCCUACAUGAAUGUGUAUGCUACCAUGAUUAGGAGUAAUCAUGAAUAUAUUGUAAAUGAUGAGUGAGAAAUUAAGAGGCACAAAGAUCAUAAUCUUUAUUCCUGAUUUUGGGGGUAUUUCAUUUUUUAUUUAACUAGGCAAGUCAGUUAAGAAUAAAUUCUUAUUUACAAUAAUGGCCUACCCCGGCCAAACCCUAACCCGGACGACACUGGGCAAAUUGUGCACUGCCCUAUGGGACUCUCAAUCACGGCCGGUUGUUGAUACAGCCUGGAAUCGAACCAGGGUCUGUAGUGACACCUCUAGCACUGAGAUGCAGUGCCUUGGACCACUGUGCCACUCAGGAGCCCAAAAUAGUAUAAUAUGAUCAUCAUUAUUCAUGAUCUGUAAUCAUGGUAGAAUCCACAUUAGUGUUCAGAAACAUUCUAUUCUUCACUUCCUUUUGGGCAAAACAAUCUGACACACAACCAAAACAAACUGCAUAUGCAUCCAACAAGUUAAUAGAGUCACAAGCUUGAUGUAGUCAUUGUGUGCUAGGAAUAUGGGACCAAGUACUUAUUACUUUUUCAAAUGGGUGGACUAGAUGCAUAAAAUGCCUUCAUUUCUAAACAAUAAAACAAAGUUAUGAAAAUACCCUCAAAUUAAAAGCGACAUUCUAUACUGUCGGCUCAUAUGAAACAUUUGAUCUCAAAUCCAAAAUGCUGGAGAAAAGAGCCAAAAACAGAGAGGAGUGUUUAUACUAGUUAGCUAAAAUGGUGUACAGGCUAAAGGCGUAUGCUUCUCAGCCUAAACAGUUCGGUAGAGUUCGCGUCUAAAUUGACAUUUUGUGACGGUUUUUGUUUGUUUUGGACUUCGGUGAGUUUUUUUUAUUUGUGCUGUUUGGGGGCACAAUUUAUUUCUGGAAGCAAGCCGAAGUUCUGUGCUGAAGUCUACGCCCCUUCAUCGGUGAUUGGUCAACAGUAGGGAUUCUUCACUCUUUGUCAUUCAAAACAAUGCAACUCGUUUUCAUGCACAUUGAAUAAUACUGCACCUGACAUGUAAUUAGUUAGAUGUAAAAUUGUGUGACUAAUCUCUUUGGCAAAAACUUAAAAAUGAAUGAAAGAUUUCUUGACUUAUAGGUUAAUUCUGAAGAAGUGUAUACUGGCUACGUCUCAAAAUGUACAAUGAGUACUUUUGCCGCUUUUAUUUCUCUUUUUCAAGCAGUCUUAAGGAAGUAUGUGAGCGCACUCGUUCGGGUAGCCAAGUCUGGCUAGGCGCCAGCCGAAC